Messenger RNA from Aspergillus steynii IBT 23096, 1287 nucleotides. It is a transcript of the gene pfa4, whose product is annotated as putative palmitoyltransferase with autoacylation activity Pfa4. The coding region runs from base 1 to 1287 and encodes 428 amino acids. Gene Ontology annotation, cellular component: endoplasmic reticulum membrane; endoplasmic reticulum; Golgi apparatus. Lineage: Eukaryota; Fungi; Ascomycota; Eurotiomycetes; Eurotiales; Aspergillaceae. Gene Ontology annotation, biological process: protein targeting to membrane; peptidyl-L-cysteine S-palmitoylation. The transcript is spliced from 5 exons. The record is from RefSeq and is a predicted model, not a curated record. Gene Ontology annotation, molecular function: protein-cysteine S-palmitoyltransferase activity.
AUGCUCUGCUCGUCAUUCUCGAUCUCGCAACUGGCGAUCCCGUCGGUCUGCGUACUCAUCGCCUUUCUCGCCUACACCUCUCAGUACUUCUUCGCCUAUUUCGAGCCGUCGCCUCUACGGGAAAGCGAACUAUGGCGCAUCAACAUCUUCGCCCUGUGCAUCUGGAUCUGCUACUACCGUUCAUGCACUGUAGACCCCGGGCGCAUUCCCAAGGACUGGAAGCCGGUAGACAGUAAGCAGCUGGAAGCCGACCGUGUCAGUGGUCGACAGCGAUGGUGCCGUAGAUGCGAAACCCUGAAGCCACCGCGGGCGCAUCACUGCAAAACAUGUCGCAGGUGUAUUCCAAAGAUGGACCAUCACUGUCCGUGGACAUCCAACUGUGUCUCGCACUUUACCUUUCCCCAUUUUGUGCGGUUCCUGUUUUAUGCAGUUGUGGGCAUGGGUUAUCUCGAGUCGUUGCUGUUUGAGAAAGCUUCCAUCGUUUGGGCUUCCAGGAAUCUUCCAAGCUACCUCGGACCGAGCGCAUCUCAGAUAGCUCACCUUUUUAUUCUGCUCGUCUUGAACAGCCUAACAGUCUUCAUGUUGUUUGUACUCCUGCUUCGAACCAUGUGGUCUCUAGCGUUCAACACGACGACAAUCGAAUCAUGGGAGAUCGAAAGACACGAGACGCUGGUUCGAAGGGCCCGACACUUCCGCGGGUAUCUGAGCGGACCAGGUGGCACCAGCAUCCGCAUCAAGAAGCAGGAAUUCCCUUAUGAUAUUGGCAUCUGGGCGAACAUCCGAGCGGGAAUGGGCGGCAGUAGAAAUGUUAUCAGUUGGUUUUGGCCACUUGCACGGACGCCUGCUCGUACCACCGGGCUGGAAUAUGAAGUAAACGGGUUUGAAGAACCAGAUGUUUCGUGGCCACCGCCUGACCCUGAUCGGAUCCCUAUCCCUUCUAAACAGCACCUGUCUAGUGGCAUUUCCAACGCUGGGAAUUAUGAACGCGAUGAGGUCGAGGCCUUUAACCGUCGAAAAGCGGAGGACCUCAAACGCUCAAGAGAGAACUUGGGGAUCCAGCGUCGUCGACGUUUCCAUAAUCGUUUGGACAAAACCAAGGAGAGCCCUUCCAAAGCAGACGAGUCUAGCGACGAUAUCGAGGACUCCGAGGAUGGUGAGGAAGGCUGGAGAAAUGCCGAAGGCGAGCGAUUGGGGGAUUUCGGCGUGGACGAAGAUGCCGAAUUCUACGACGAGGAAGAUAUCCCUCUGGGUGUCUUACUGAGACAACGAGCCCAGAAGAAUCAAUAG